AUGCCUUCACCCGCGCUGUUCGUCUGGGCUCUGCUCCCAUUUACACGGGCUCUGCAGAUCAACAGCCCGGGUCAUGCAGCGACGGGCUCCGACGUGACGGUGACCUGGAGCCAUGUUGACACCGACCCUGCCAAGUUCGACUUGAACCUUUGGAACGGCGCCGCGCAGAGUCCUGCCGUCAACAGGCUUCUUGCUUCUGGUGUUCCUGUCGCUGCUGAUGCCGUGCGCGUGUCGAUUCCCUGCGGUAUUCCUUCCAGCGGCGCGUACCAGCUGCUUGCCGUCAACGGCGCGAAUUCGUCAGACGUCUACGCGCGGAGUGGGCAGUUCUCUAUUGCGGUUGUUAGUUGCACGACGUCGGCGACAAGUACGGCAAGGACGACAAGGACAAGUUUUCGUGGUGUACAGACAGACGCAACAACUGGCAUCUAG
Molecule: messenger RNA, 429 nt
Organism: Metarhizium robertsii ARSEF 23
Lineage: Eukaryota; Fungi; Ascomycota; Sordariomycetes; Hypocreales; Clavicipitaceae
Product: Cell wall beta-glucan synthesis
Exons: 2
Coding region: 1-429 (142 amino acids)
Source: RefSeq, a predicted model, not a curated record